Molecule: messenger RNA, 2242 nt
Organism: Linum trigynum
Lineage: Eukaryota; Viridiplantae; Streptophyta; Magnoliopsida; Malpighiales; Linaceae
Source: the annotation of a GenBank genome assembly
CGGUUGAUUUAAUUAUAUGGUAUGAUGAGUCAGAUAGUCUAUACAAACUUCAAUGCGAGAGCUUGGACUAGCUAAUUUCGUUGGGCCUAGUGGUCUCCUUCACGAACAAGACAAGAGCGGCCUGUUGUUGGAGCGGGCCGUGGAGAAGCUCUUCGAUGGGCUCGAGCCCAGGCCCAGCUGCAUCAUCUCCGACAUGUCUUUCCCUUCCACUAGCUUUCUCGCCAAGAAACAUGGCAUUCCUAGAAUUCGCUUCAAUGGCUUCUCGUGCCUUGCCCCGUUGUGCGUCCGCAAUGUGGAAACCAUCAGAGAGUUCCUCGACCGGUUGGAGCCAAGUCGAGUUGACGAAGGGCCAGUUUCCCAUGGCUAUGGUCGACGGCGUGCUGGACUGGGCCUGGUACGACGAAGAGAGGAUAAGAGCCCACAAUAAUAAUACAAACAAUAACAACAACCAUUAAUUAAUGAACGUCCUUUGUGGUCCGUGCUGGUCCAUUGCUUAAUAAAAACACGUUUUUCUUCCAAUUAAAAGAAGACAAUUAUAAAGAGUACAUAAAUAUCAACGAUAUUUGUUAUGAGCGGUCACAAAGACAAAAUUAUAGAUUUUGUAUUAAAAAGUUUUGGAUCUCAUUUUGGAAAGCCUAAGUUCAGGUCCUUAAACCCUCUUAAAGAAUUGUGAUUGGUUGAUUCAAUUUUAGGUAGUUAGUGAAGAGUUAUUAGUUAAUUAGCUGUUAAGGGUGUUAAGAGAAUUGUAUAUAAUUAAAAAAUGUAACCCUAAUUGUCUAUAAACCCUCAUUAUUUUUUUCUCACCCGCAGCCGAACCGUUUCUCUUCUCGUCAAAGGACGUUCUCCGCCCAUCCUGUCUGGUGCAGCCGCCGGCUGUCCUUUCUGCUCCCGCCAGCUGGUCUCCGCUCCGCCAACCCCUACUUCUGUACUCUGGUUCCUGUCGUCGUACUCCCAUUCCCUGCCGUCGUAAUCCCAUUCCCUUCCCUCAACACUCGGCAGUGGCAUCUCCUUCAAGCUUCAGUCGUCGGCCCUUCAAGCUUCUAUCGUCUCUGCUUCGUGUAGUUUUUCUUCUCCCUGCUGCCUGGAGUUCUUCAUCGUCCGACGUCGCACUCUCAAGUCUCGUCCAGCUCCCCUCCGCUAUUACUUAUGUUGGUUACUAUUGUUAACAAUUCUGCUUUAUGUUAUUAAAGUGUUCAAUACCAUUAGGAAUGGCAAUAAAACCCAUGGUCGCGGGUAUCCAACCGCCCCCGACCCAGUCAACGCGGGGAAUCCCCGCUUUGACCGGGUAUGGGUAAAACCCGCAAAAAGUUUGAUGGGUAUGGGGCGGGUAUGGUUUUGACCUCCCCCGCCCCAUACCUAUACCCACUCCACCAAGAGAAUUUCUUCACAUAUAAAAAAAUAUGUGGAUUAAAUUGUAAUCUAUCAAUGGUGAUGAGGAUAACUCAAGAAAAUAAAUAGUAAAAAUGCAAUUGAGUGACCAUUUUAAUCAAAAUCUAAUUCAUUUCCCUCAAUUCCCCUUUCACUCUUUCACUUUUCCCCUUGUCUACGAGAUUAUGUUAGUUAAUUAUUACUUAAUAGAUGUAUAAGAGUUAGAAGAUAAUAAUUUGAAAAAUAUUAUACUCUAUAUUAUGAAGACGGAUCAGAGGCAGUGAGGCUAGAUGUGUGUCACCGUGGCAUGGUGGGGGUAGGGUUUUGUGAAGACGGAUCGUAAAAAAAAUACAUGGAAGAAAACUAGAAAGCAGAUGGAGUGUUUUUCUUUUUGAAUUUUGAGAGAGAGUGAAGGUGGGAAGGUGCGGCGCUGCCAUUUGAGUGGGGUGGGUUAGGGUUUUUUAGUUAAUAUAUAUAUAAAUGUGUAAUUAUUAAAUGGUACUGACAACAUUGAUAUUCGGUAUAAUUUGGUGUCGGAUAUGAACUAAACAGUUGCAAAUCCCUACCAGUCAGUCAUCAAUAAAACUAAUAAAAAUUUACACCUCGCAAUUCAAACUAACCAAUCCACCCAGACCGAAUUGAUAUUGCAUAAUCAUUUUCAAAAUCUCUAUGGCGAUUUCGUUACAUCGUGAAAAAGUUGUAACCAUCUUGUUAAAAUAUUUAAACAUCGAGGAAUAGCAACCCUUUUAAAUAUCGGGGAUUGCUAUUCGUCGCCCUAAAAAUCCUUAUUCGUCGCCCUAAUUAUAUUACAUUUACUUUAAUGUCCCUAGUUUAUUUUGUUUGUUUUUCAAACAAUUAAACCCUAAAACAAACA